AUAAGUAAGAGAGAGAGAGAGAGAGAGAAGAAGUUAAAAGGGAAAGAAGGAAUGAAGAAAAUUCAAUCAGAUCGAAUAGAAGUUUGACGUCCACAAGGACACCCAUCAACUUUCUCUCUCUAAACCCCCCUUUCUCUCUCUAAGCAUACGGCCGAAGAACUGGGUUUUUGCAAUUUUUGGUUAAUGAGAGAGAAAAAAUAUCACUCCACCGCAACUUCUCUUCACACUCUCGAACCCUAGCCAAGGAGCUUCCACUUUAUCAUUUUUUAACAACUCAAUCAACAUCUCGGAGAUUGCUUUCAAGUAAUUCAACUCAAAUUUCAUCUUCUUCUCUUUUCUUUCUUUUCUUUCUUCAAAUAUUCUGAUCGGUUUUUCUUCAAAUCUUCCAUUGAAAUCUCUUCUUCAAGUAUUACUUCCAGAUUCAUGCGAAAGCCCUUCAAGGAUUACUCUAGUGAAGAUUGUCUGGUUGUAGAAUGUUCAAAACCAGGGCUUGUUCCAUCGUUUCAGCAUCUUUUGGUCUACAGCUAUUAUUCAGUAAAAAUCCGCACCAUGUGCUGAGGCUCAAAACCUUUCCGUUUCUAUUGGUUCAUCAUAACGACCAUGAAGUUUGCAAUCAAGAUUGUGGGGGACAAAUGUUCUUUGGACUGAACCCUCUUAUGUGCCUUGCACGAGUUCUUGUGUAUUAGUCAAUUAAUGUUACUUUAGAUAGUUUUCCUUUUCCCCCCUUCUUUACGAGUGUGUAUAGAUUUUUGAAGAAGAUGGUACCUUCGGGGCCAUCUACUCCCAUUGGUGGUGCGCAAUCUGUUUCACCAUCGCUUUUGAGAUCAAAUUCUGGAAUGAUGGGAGCACAAGGGGGGCUGCCUUCUCAGUCAGCUUUUCCUCCUCUUGUAUCCCCACGGGCACAGUUUAGCAGUAUGAAUAUGCUUGGUAAUGCGCCCAGUAUGUCUUCUCUCCUAAAUCAGUCAUUUGGGAAUGGAGUUCCGAAUUCUGGGCCCUCAGGCCUUGGAAACAGCCAACGAGGAGGUAUGGACCCUGGUUCUGAGUCAGAUCCAUUCUCACUUAUUGGCAAUGGUGUCAACUUCAACAAUACCCCAUCCUCAUUGGUGACAUCAAAUACAGCAAACCCUGGUUCAUCUAGUCAAGUUUCAGGGCAGCAAUUUUCAAAUCAUUCUAGCAGCCAAAUAAUACCCAAUCAACAGCAACCACAACAAAUUGAACCGCAGAACUUCCAACAUAGCCAGCAUUCUAUGCAACAGUUCGCAAUGUCUAAUAACACACAGCAGUCACAGCAGCAACAACAACACCAGUUCCAACGAGGAAGCUUAGGUGGUGUUGGACCUGUCAAAUUAGAGCCCCAAAUAAAUAAUAUUGAUCUUCAAGGACAGCAACUACAGCAGCAGCAGCAGUUGCAGUCAAUGAGGAACCUUGGUCCUGUGAAAAUGGAACCACAACAACUUCAAUCAAUGAGAAACAUGGGUCCUGUGAAAUUGGAACCUCAACAGUCUGAUCAGUCAUUGUUUCUACAGCAGCAACAUCAACAUCAACAGCAACAGCAACAGCAACAGCAACAACAGCAGUUACUCAGUAUGUCUAGGCAGUCCUCUCAGGCUGCUGCUGCACAGAUUAAUCUUUUGCAACAACAAAGACUCUUGCAAUUUCAACACCAACAGCAACUCCUGAAGGCCAUACCUCAGCAAAGACCGCAUUUGCCUCAACAAUUUCAACAACAAAAUUUGCCCUUGAGAUCCCCUGUAAAAUCAGUUUAUGAACCUGGCAUGUGUGCUCGACGUUUAACAAAUUAUAUGUGUCAACAACAGCAAAGGCCUGAAGACAACAAUAUUGAGUUCUGGAGGAAAUUUGUUGCGGAUUACUUUGCUCCCCAUGCGAAAAAGAAAUGGUGUGUUUCCAUGUACGGAAAUGGUCGUCAAACAACUGGUGUAUUUCCACAGGAUGUUUGGCAUUGUGAAAUAUGCAACCGCAAGCCUGGUCGAGGUUUUGAAGCGACUUUUGAAGUUCUUCCAAGGCUGUUCAAAAUCAAGUAUGAGAGUGGAACGCUCGAAGAGCUUCUCUAUGUUGAUAUGCCCCGCGAAUAUCAUAAUUCAUCAGGACAAAUUGUCCUAGAUUACGCGAAAGCAAUACAAGAAAGCGUUUUUGAGCAACUUCGUGUUGUUCGUGAUGGCCAACUUCGAAUAGUUUUUUCUCCAGACUUAAAGAUAUGUUCUUGGGAAUUUUGUGCUCGACGUCAUGAAGAGCUUAUUCCUCGAAGGUUGCUAAUACCUCAGGUUAGUCAGCUGGGUGCAGCUGCUCAGAAGUAUCAGACUGCAAUUCAAAAUGCAUCAUCUAACUUGCCUACUCCGGAGUUGCAAAAUAAUUGCAAUAUGUUUGUGGGCUCAGCUAGACAAUUGGCCAAGGCAUUGGAAGUGCCUUUAGUAAAUGACUUGGGAUAUACGAAGAGAUACGUCCGGUGCCUUCAGAUAUCAGAAGUCGUCAAUAGUAUGAAGGACUUGAUAGAUUACAGCCAAGAAACUACGACUGGUCCAAUUGAGAGCUUAGCAAAGUUUCCGAGGAAGACGAAUGCUUCACCAGGCUUCCACAGUCAAGCUCAAAAUACCGAGCAACAAUUACCUCCGCCUCAGCAAACAAUUGAUCAAAACGCGAACGGUGACCAAAGCUCUGCUCAGGCUGCUUCAAUGCAGCUUGCUGCUAACAAUGGUGUUCCAAGUGCAAAUAACUCUGGUAAUCCAGCAUCAACUUCAUCUCCUGCCAGUACCAUUGUUGGGUUACUCCACCAGAACUCCAUGAACUCCAGACAGCAGAACUCUAUCAAUAGCGCCGGAAGCCCUUAUGCUGGAAAUUCUGCGCAAAUAUCGUCUCCAGGUUCCUCCACCACGAUUGCUCAGGCACAAGCAAACUCCUCGUUCCAAUCGCCUACAUUGUCCUCACCUAACAAUCACCCACAAUCAUCAAUUGGCACUGCAACAACUACUAAUCACAUGAGUGCCACUAAUUCUCCGGCGAAUGUUCCCUUGCAACAGCCAACACAAUCUUCCGAUGCUGAUCAAAACGAUUCCCAAAGUUCUGUACAAAAAAUUAUUCAGGAAUACAUGAUGUCGAAUCAUCUAAACGGGAUGAACACCAUGACUAGUGUAUCCUCUAUAGGAGAUGAUGUGAAAACAGUAAACGGGAUGUUGCCAGGAAACAACAUUAUGAGUCUCAAUGGACGGAACGGACUCGUCGGGACUGGAACUGGGAAUGGCAUUUCUGGUAUCCGGAAUGCAGGAUAUGGCUCAAUGGGUGGGGGAUUUGCUCAGACUUCUACGGUCAGUGGGAUGAAGUCUGUAAUGGGAAAUAACUCGAUUACGAACGGGAGAAUCGGGAUGGCGUCAUUGGCUCGAGGACAGAGCAUAAAUCAUCAAGAUUUGGGGGACCAGCUUCUUAAUGGACUUGGAGCUGUGAAUGGAUUUAAUAAUCUUCAAUUGGAUUAUUCAAGCUAAAGGAUUAACAGAAUGGCCCUCUACUGAUGGAAACCACAAGAUGAAAACAGGGGUAUGGCUCCAUGUUCUGUACUGAUUUGUUAUUUAAAUAUUAAAAGGAAAAAUGUGGUGGCUCAGGGUGUUGCUGAUUGGGUUGAGUGAGUUUCUUUGAUUUCUAAUGUGCAACUUGUGAUUUUCCCCCCCUUUUUUCUUUCUUUUUUCCCUUUUUCUUUUUUGAGUUUUCCUUUGCAUUUUAGAUUAUUUACCCUUCUGUUAGUCUUUUUACCUUUUUCUUGGCUUAAAGAGUAAUUUUGGAAUACGUAAAAUUUUACAGCGCCAAAUUUCUCUUCAGUUGAAUGGAUUUUUGUUCUGUCAUACAAACUGUAACAUGCUGCCUUCAUUAAUAA
This is a messenger RNA of Benincasa hispida (wax gourd), 3880 nucleotides long. RefSeq names its product transcriptional corepressor SEUSS-like. NCBI's taxonomy places the organism in Eukaryota, Viridiplantae, Streptophyta, Magnoliopsida, Cucurbitales, Cucurbitaceae. The record is from RefSeq and is a predicted model, not a curated record.